Molecule: messenger RNA, 9396 nt
Organism: Coregonus sp. 'balchen'
Lineage: Eukaryota; Metazoa; Chordata; Actinopteri; Salmoniformes; Salmonidae
Source: the annotation of a GenBank genome assembly
CUGCAGAGCUCCAGACCACUAGCCCUAGCGUUUCCCCCAGGAUGGCUCUCUCCGGGCCAGGUGGCUUCCUCUCUGAGGACCAGUUCAUCUGUUCCAUCUGCCUGGAUGUGUUCACCAACCCAGUCUCCACACCCUGUGGACACAGCUACUGUCUGGACUGCAUCUCCACAUACUGGGACGGUAUGUACCGUGCUAUGAAAAAGUUUUUGCCCCCUUUCUAAUUUUCUCUACUUUUGCAUAUUUGUAAUACUGAAUGUUAUCAGAUCUUCAACCACAACCUAAUAUUAGAUAAAGGGAACAUAAGUGAACAAAUAACACAACAAUUACGUAUUUAUUUAAUUUACUUCAUAAACAAAGUUAUGCAACACCCAAUUCCCCUGUGUGAAAAAGUAAUUGCCCCCUUACACUCAGUAACUGGUUGUGCCACCUUUAGCUGCAAUGACUCCAACCAAAUGCUUCCUGUAGUUGUUGAUCAGUCUCUCACGUCGCUGUGGAGGAAUUUUGGCCCACUCUUCCAUGCAGAACUGCUUUAACUCAGUGACAUGUGGGUUUUCAAGCAUGAACUGCUCGUUUCAAGUCCUGCCACAACAUCUCAAUUGGGAUUAGGUCUGGACUUUGACUAGGCCAUUCCAAAACUUCAGAUUUGUUGCUUUUUAGCAAUUUUCAUGUAGACUUGAUUGUGUGUUUUGGAUCAUUGUCUUGCUGCAUGACCCAGCUGCGCUUCAGCUUCAGCUCACAGACGGAUGGUCUGACAUUCUCCUGUAGAAUUCUAUGAUACAGAGCAGAAUUCAUGGUUCCUUCAAUUAAGGCAAGUCGUCCAGGUCCUGAGGCAGCAAAGCAUCCCCAAACCAUCACACCACCACCACCAUGCUUGACCUUUGGUAUGAUGCUCUUACUGUGGAAUGCAGUGUUUGGUUUUCGCCAGGCAUUACCGGAACCAUGUCGUCCAAAAAGUUAUACUUUUGAAUCAUCUGUCCAUAGAACGUUCUUCCAAGAGUCUUGAUGAUCAUCCAGGUGCUUUUUGGCAAAUUUUUGUCAACUUUUUGGACGAGAUGGGUCCCAUUAUGCCUGGCGAAAACCAAACACUGCAUCCCACAGUAAGAACAUCAUACCAAAGGUCAAGCAUGGUGGUGGUGGUGUGAUGGUUUGGGGAUGCUUUGCUGCCUCAGGACCUGGACGACUUGCCUUAAUAGAAGGAACCAUGAAUUCUGCUCUGUAUCAGAGAAUUCUACAGGAGAAUGUCAGACCAUCCGUCUGUGAGCUGAAGCUGAAGGGCAGCUGGGUCAUGCAGCAAGACAAUGAUCCAAAACACACAAUCAAGUCUAUCUGAAAAUUGCUAAAAAGCAACAAAUUGGAAGUUUUGGAAUGGCCUAGUCAAAGUCCAGACCUAAUCCCAAUUGAGAUGUUGUGGCAGGACUUGAAACGAGCAGUUCAUGCUUGAAAACCAACAUGUCACUGAGUUAAAGCAGUUCUGCAUGGAAGAGUGGGCCAAAAUUCCUCCACAGCGACGUGAGAGACUGAUCAACAACUACAGGAAGCAUUUGGUUGGAGUCAUUGCAGCUAAAGGUGGCACAACCAGUUAUUGAGUGUAAGGGGGCAAUUACUUUUUCACACAGGGGAAUUGGGUGUUGCAUAACAUUGUUUAUGAAAUAAAUAUGUAAUUGUUGUGUUAUUUGUUCACUCAUGUUCCCUUUAUCUAAUAUUAGGUUUUGGUUGAAGAUCUGAAAACAUUCAGUAUCACAAAUAUGCAAAAGUAGAGAAAAUUAGAAAGGGGGCAAAUACUUUUUCAUAGCACUGUAUUGUGGCUUUGUGUGUACUGUACACUACCUGAAAUAUAAAUGUACAUUUGUUUGUAUGUUUACAUAUAUACUGUACAUGCAACAACUUACGUACAUUAAACGUUAUUGUGUGUUAGUUCGUUUUCUAUUAGUAGGCGUAUUUCUUCUGUUAAACAUCACGUCACCAUUCAGAGAUCAGUUGUAUUUUGCCAUGUGAAUUAAUUGAAUGAACUGUAACUUGUUGUUAAAGGAGGAGGAGGGAAGACGUGUGUGUGCCCACUGUGUAAGGAGAGCUUCAGGAAGAGGCCGGACCUUCACAUCAACCACACCCUGAAGGAGAUCACCGAGCAGUUUAAGAAGAUGGCCGACGGAUUGGACGGGGGGGCCAUGGUGAUGGAAGGAGGGGUUGGGAGUCAAGGUGGGGGUGGCGGUGGUAAUGAGGGUGUGUCAAACGGGGUUGAGCGUCCUCCGGUCCUCCCAAGACCCCCAGGGAUGGGUGGGAUGCCUGGGGAUUUGUUUUUGGAGAUGAAGACCAGGUUCCAACGACCUUCGAACUCCAGAACCCCUCCGCCCGUCCUCCGCCCCCACCCGCCCUCACCCUUCUCCUCCAACACCACCGCCCCUCCUGUCGCCCCACGGAGGUACACCCUGAGCGGGCCGGCUGAUUCCUCCUUCAACGCGCCUCUCUGUCCUGAACACCAGAGGGGGCUGGAGUUCUUCUGCCGGACGGACCAGACGUGUGUGUGUGCCGCGUGUUUGGAGGGAGAGCACCAUGGACACCAGGUUAUACCUGCCAAGAGAGAAUGGCUCAUCAAGAAGGUAGGGAGUGGGACAGCGAUGGAGAAACAUAUGUGUGAACUAAUUCUGGUGGAGUUGUAGGAAACUCCAAUUGCAAUGCUACUACUGUAGAUUUGAUUGCAUUAAUGAAGUGAAAUGAACACAUACUGUACAAACCUUAGCUAUGGAGACAGUCUACACAAAAUAACCUGGGUGUUUGAAACAUUGUUCAAAUCAAAUUGUGUUAAUCACAUGCUUUGUAAGCAACACGUAUAGCCUAACAGUGAAAUGCUGACUUACAGGCCGUUCCCAACAAUGCAGAGAGAAAGAAAAUAGAGAAAUAAUAGAAAAGUAAAACACGUAAUAAUAAAAGUAAUAAUAAAUUCACAAUGAGUAAUGAUAACUUGGCUAUAUACACGGGGUACCAGUACCGAGUUGAUGUGCAGGGGUACGAGGUAACUGAGGUAGAUAUGUACAUACUAGGAAUAAGGAAUAAAUACUUUGCUGUGUGUUGACUCUGGUCUGUUUAUGUCUGCAGUCUCAGUUGGGCCUGACAGAGGUGGAGCUGAGGGACAUGAUCACAGAGAGAGAGAGGAAGGUGGAGGAGAUCAGGACAUCCCUGGAGGACAUACAGGUGGGUCUCUGGAACACACACACAUACAUAGUACACACACACAGAGACAAACACAGACAGACACAGUAUACACACACAUACACACAUACACACAAAUAGGUUGUCUCUCUGUCUGUCUCUCUCUCUCUCUCUCUCUGUCUCUCUGUCUCUCUGUCUCUGUCUCUGUCUCUGUCUCUGUCUCUAUCUCUGUCUCUCUCUCUCGCUCUCUCUCUCUCUCUCUCUCUCUCUCUCUCUCUCUCUCUCUCUCUCUCUCUCUCUCUCUCUGUCUCUGUGUCUGUCUGUCUCUCUCUCUCUCUCUCUCUCUCUCUCUGUCUCUGUCUCUCUCUCUCUGUCUCUGUCUCUCUGUCUGUCUCUGUCUCUCUGUCUCUCUCUGUUUCUCUCUGUCUGUCCCUCUCUCUUUCCUCCCUCUUUCCUCUCUCUUUCUCUCUCUAUUUCCUCUCUCUCUCUUUCUCUCUUUCCUCUGUCUCUCUCUCUCGUUCCUCUCUCUCUCAUCAUCAUCAGCCCCCUCUCCCUCUCUCCCCAGGCGUGUGCGGAACAUGAGACGGCGGGCAGCAUGCAUGUGUUCUCUGCCCUGGUGAGUUCUGUGGAGAGGAGCCAGGCAGAGAUUCUGGAGGUGAUAGAGAUGUCACAGCGGGCUGCACAGCACCGAGGACAGAGCCUCAUCAGAGACCUGGAGCAGGUCUCUUUUUUUUCAUUUAUUUCAUUUGAGAUAAUGGUUUAUUUCAGAGAGAAUGGUUUAUUUCAUUAAGAGGACAGUGAUAUCAAUAGCAGCGAAGGGUGAAUUAUUUUAUACAAUUUACAAUCCUUGUAUACACAAUACACAAGAAUUAUCCAUCAACACAAUAUUAUUCUUUCAUAAGGGACCAUGUACAAUUAAAACUUAAAUCUCACAAGACGUGAUGCAUUGUACUAUAUUUGGCUACACAACUCAUUUACAUCUUCUGUAGGGUAGGUGAACAAUUAAAUAAAUUAAUGCUGCUAUGUUUUUUUUUACUACUGAUCUUGUUGAUUGUCUUUUGUCUUUGUGACUGUGUUGCUGCUAUGAUUGACAAACCCGUUUCCCUCUGGGAUUAUUAAUAAUAGAGUAUUUCUCAUCUUUUCUUUCCUAUUGUAGGAGAUCUCUGAGCUGAGGAAGAGAAGCGCCAGCCUCACCCAGCUAGCCCAGUCUGACGACUACGUACUCUUCUUCAAAGUUAGACUGCUCUUUCUGUUCAUCACAUCAAUUUCUUGCUUUUUUCUUCAUUUUUUCCCAACGUUUUCUACCCUUUUCCCAACCUUUUCUACCCUUUUCCCAACCUUUUCUACCUUCUUCCCAAACUUUUCUUCAUAAUUUAUCUUAGCUACAAGGUAAGAGGUACUUUUCCUAUUCUCUUCUUUUUUAAUUAUAUAUCUACUAUAUAUAUAGCUAAAAAUUAUAUAUCUACUAUAUAUAUAGCUAUAAAUUAUAUAUAUACUAUAUAUAUAUAUAUAUAUAAAUUAUAUAUCUACCAUAUAUAUAUAUAUAUAUAUAUAUAUAUGGUAGAUAUAUAUAUAUAUAUAUCUACCAUAUAUAUAUCUUACUACAUGUUAUUUUCUAAUUCAUUUAUUCCUCUGUUCUCUUAUUUCUCUCUUUUUUUCUCUCUCUCUCUUUCUUCCUCUUCUCAGACAUUCCCCGCCCUCUCCACCCCGCCUCAGACCAGGGAUUGGUCGGACGCUGUCGUGACCUCUGACCUCAGCUCGGGGUCGGUGCUUCUGACUGUCAAUCAAAUGGUGGAGCGCUUUCGGGCGGAGCUCAAGAGACUGCCGGAGAUCUGUGAGUUAUGGUUGACCAUUGUAGAUCUCCUAUAUAUUCUAUCUAUGAGUACUAUCAGUUAUGCUAAUCUUUUUCCCAGCGGGCAAAAGUGGUUGAAAGACGUCAAGAUUCCACCACUUUUGCCCGCUGUGUUGUUGCAAGUGACACAGAGAAUAGCCCCAAUGCUGUAGUGUUGUGACGGUUUAACUCUACUUUAUGAACACUACUAGGCUACAAUGUAGAACAGCGAUUCUCAACUGGUGGGUCGCGACCUCAAUUUAGGUCGCAGGAGGUUUUGAGUGUGUUGUGUUUGUGUGUGUGUGAGUAAAAUAAAAAAAUUAAAAAACUGAACUUAAACGACUUAAACCAGGUAGAAAGUGUGUAGAAAUGAUAAUGAACUUACAUUUUUAAACAAUUUGUCUUCAAUCACAGUAUUUUUAAUAUAGAGCUAUUAGCAGCACUAUUUUGGUUGGAUUUGUGGUCUCAAACCAGAGAGUAUAUUAACAUUCUUCAUCAAGAAUAUGGACAAAAUGUAUUUAUUGACAAUGAGGUGGGAAUGUUGUUCCCUUGUCAUAUAAUUAAAACCAGUUGAGAACCUAUAGACCAUUACACUGCAUUGUCUUUUGUUGGCCAGGUCUGCAUCCUCAACCUCAACCUCAACCAGACCAAUCCGUAGGGACAUAUAUUCCAGGUAAGGUUUACACACUCAAAGUACCAUCCCAUCUGUAUCUAAUUAGUUUAUGAUCUAAUAUGUGUCUAAUAUUUAAUUAUGUAUACUCUUAUGUUUGGCCAGGUUUGCGUCCUCAACCUCAACCGGACCAAUCCGUGGGAAGAUAUAGUCCAAGUACGGUUUUCAUUCAUGCCUUCGUCACACUCAAAGUCCCAGCUCAUCCCAUUCUGUGUGUCUAAUAAUCUGUCCAGUAUUUGAUUGGAUAUAUUCUAUUUUUUUUGGUCAGGUUUGCUUUCUCAACCAAACCAUGCUGUAGGAAGAAAUAGUCCAAGUAAGUCCAAGAUAACAUUCAUGUCUCUGUCACACUCACAGACCCAACAUACAGUAUGUCUAACAAUGCAUACAGUCAUUGAUUUCCUGUACUCUGUUUUGUUUGGCCAGAUUUGCCUUCUCAACCAAACCAGUCCCUGGGAAGAUGUAGUCCAAGUAAGAUUUGUAUUAAUUCACGGCUGCUUCUGUCAUACUCAUCCCAUCCUAUGUGUCUCUAAUAAUAAUACUGUACUUGAUUUUAUGAUAUUGUUUUGGCAGGUUUGCGUUCUCCACCUCCACCAGAACAAUCUGUAGGAAGAUAUAGUCCAGGUAUGGAUUCAUUCAUGUUUCUGUACUACUCGCAGGCCCAUCCCAUAUGUGUAAUAACCAAUGAUACAUACAGUGUCUAAUUAAGUGAUAAUGCCCAAGAAUAUAUGUCGUACAUACUACGCGUCCCGUUGUAUAAAAGUGAUAAUGCCCUCGAAGCAGGUGUUUGGAGAAUAUAUUGGCACUUGGGUUGUUAGGCCUGAGACGAAGUCGAGGGCUGGCAAACCAUUCCAAUAUAUCCUCCAAACACCUGCUUCGAGGGCAUUAUAACUUUUAUACAACGGGUUACCAACAUAUUCAAAUAAUGAUUGACAUAUUUUCAUUAAAAACGUCAUCUUGAUGAAUUUAUUCAUACUAUUUCGUCCUUCAACAAGAUAUAGUCCCGAAACAAAUCUAGGGUUGCUACCCAAACCGGCUGGUCGUUCGUUCUAUCGGUUCGGUUGCCAUAGACGCGACCCAGUCGUUCAGUCUUUUUGUUCUGUAUCUAUAGACGUGACCCAGUCGUUCAGUCUUUUUGUUCUGUAUCUAUAGACGUGACCCAGUCGUUCAGUCUUUUUGUUGUGUAUCUAUGGACGCGACCCAGUCAUUCAGUCUUUUUGUUCUGUAUCUAUAGACGUGACCCAGUCGUUCAGUCUUUUUGUUCUGUAUCUAUAGACGCGACCCAGUCAUUCAGUCUUUUUGUUCUGUAUCUAUAGACGUGACCCAGUCGUUCGUUCUAAAUGUUCCAUUGCCAUACUGGCUGGCAAUGUUCUUAUCCCUUCCUUGCUAGCUACCCAACUACGGCUAAUUUACAGUCACGUCAAACAGUGCAGCCAGAAUAACAACAGUUGCUGCAUUUGUUUAAGCUGUUUUCUAGAUACAUUUAUUUGGAGACAUACAUAACAAUGAACUAAUAAGGCGCAAUUCUGCCUGGCAUAGAAAAUGUGCUCUCUCGUCAGGACACUGUUCUUCAGAGGAGCUAGCCAACAACACAGCUAACACUAUAACUUCAAACUGAAGCUGGAAAGACUGCAAACUAGCUGCACUUUGUUUCGUUUGACAUUUUUUCAAUUUACAUUUCUUUGUACAUAUCCAUAAAAAUGAAGCCAGCUGAUUCAUGAUUUUGACUGGCUGAGAAACGCUGCCUGCCUCUCUCUCUCCUACCGACCCCUACACGUUCAUUACUAUGGGACAGUUGGAGAUCGAAUUUGAAUAUUGAAACAAUGUUGCAAAUGUCGGAGAGACAGACAGCAAGGUUUAUACAAAUCUCAGCUGUUGAAAACUAAAUGUUAGUCUAAAAGAAAUGUGGGAUAAUGUCUAGAUGCUUUUUAUAGUUGAGAUCAAGUUUAUAAAGUGCAUGGCUGGGCUGAUGAGACAGUGGAUUGCGCAGUCAGAUGGAACAGAGUAAAGAGUCAUUUUAACGUAAUAUAUUUAGCUGGUGCUAAUGUGUGGAAUAGACACCGGCUGGAAUACGCUUUUAACCAAUCAGCAUUCAGGAUUAUACCCACCCGUUGUAUAAUUACAUUUAUUCUCUUUUGUUUGGCCAGAUUGGCUUUCUCAACCUCGACUAGAACAGUCAGUGGGAAGAUAUGUAAAUCCAAGUAAGGCUUUGAUUAAUUUAUUAACUCAAAGUCCCAGUCAUGUGUGAUAAUACAUACAGUAUAUGAUCAGGGGUUAGAUGGUUUAACACCUCUCUCUCUCUCGCUCUCUCUCUCUCUCUCUCUCUCUCUCUCUCGAUCCAGAGGUGAGGAGAGUGCAGGAAUAUGCAGGUAUGUACUUCCUUCUUCCUGUAUCAUGUUCUCUGUGUUCAUGUGUCAAGCACAUCAUCGCUAAAUAUAGACACAAAACUGCUGAUUGAACUCUUCAUUGGUGACUGAUGACUUCUCCUCCCCCUUUGUGUCUCUGUGUGUUUCUCUCUCUGCCCCCCUCCCCUUCUACCUCACCCUCUCCUCUCCUCUCCCUCUCAGUGGAUGUAACCCUGGACCCUCUCACCGCUCACCCCCGCCUGCUCAUCUCCGACGACGGCAAGCAGGUGCGCUGCAGCGACCGCUACCAGCCCGUGCUGGACGGCCCCGAGCGCUUUGACCGUGUGGUCUGCGUCCUCGGGCGCCAGGCCUUCACUUCGGGACGCCAUUACUGGGAGGUGAGAACAGAAGCAGGGUUUCAUUCCAACAGAGCCAUCAGGUCAUAGGUCAUAAUGGGGCCCGAUAGAUGGUGGGGCUGAAUGCCAAGGACUAUUUGAAUAUAUAUGUACUCACUUUACAGUGUUGUUGUAUUACAUGAUGUUGUACUGCAGUGUAUUGAUUUGUAUUCUGACCUCACAAAAUGGAUUUAAAUGGACAAUAAAGUUAUCGUAUUGUAUUGUAGGUGGAGGUGGGUGGGAAGACGGACUGGGACCUGGGCGUGGCUAGCCACUCCAUCAACAGGAAAGGGAAGAUCACAGUAAGCCCCGCCCACGGCUACUGGUUCCUGAGCCUCCGGGAUAAUAAUGACUACGCGUUCCGAACUGAACCGUCGACAGCGCUGGGCCUCAACCACAAACCCAACCGGAUAGGGAUCUACGUAGACUGCGAUAAGGGACAGGUGUCGUUCUAUAACGUGGACGCUAAGAUGCUCAUUUAUACGUUCACCGACAGCUUCUCAGAUGCCAUUCAUCCCUUCUUCAGCCCAUGCACCAAUAAGUCUGGCAGGAACGAGGCGCCGCUCGUCAUUUGUCCUGUCUCGAUGCCUCUGGCCGACUGAGAUGGGUUUGAGUUUUUUUUAAGUCUGUCCUUGUUCAAUGUCCUUCACUGAUCCAAUAGGACGGGACUGGAUAGGUCAAAGCAAUAUUGUAGAAGCUAUAGCUGGACCACCCAGUUUUCUCAUGUCAACAAAGGGAAGUGAACAAGGCCAGAAGAGAGGGAGCAAUUUUCUGGAAUGAAAUAGUCUCUUAGAAACCUUUAGUGGAUUUUGGAAUGAGUCCAUUCAUAAUGACCUCCUGUGUUCUAUGGAGCUGACCAAUGGAUACUCUGGAUACAGAGUCUGGAUUGGACUGAUCAUUCUGACCAACUACAGUCCAUCAGUCUGAGAAUUAAGGAUUUCACCAUCUGUCCUUAUCAUACGAUGGAUUAAUCUGUCUACCUGGGGUAAUAUGUGUCCCAAAUGGCACCCU